Amphibalanus amphitrite is the source of this 3347-nucleotide messenger RNA. Its product is annotated as polycystic kidney disease protein 1-like 2. The transcript has 2 exons. The record is from RefSeq and is a predicted model, not a curated record. Gene Ontology annotation, molecular function: calcium ion binding; protein binding; calcium channel activity. Lineage: Eukaryota; Metazoa; Arthropoda; Thecostraca; Balanomorpha; Balanidae. Bases 26 to 2965 code for a protein of 979 amino acids. Gene Ontology annotation, cellular component: membrane. Gene Ontology annotation, biological process: detection of mechanical stimulus.
AAAAGGUGGACAAGAUGCCUUUGUCAUGUCGGUGCCUUGUUAUCUCGGGGAUCUCAAGUAUCUUCGCAUCUGGCACGACAACUCAGGCAAGGGACGCUUCGCCUCAUGGUAUCUGCAGUAUAUCCUGGUUCGCAAUGUUCAAACAGGAGAGAUGACCACAUUUGUCUGCAACGAAUGGCUUGCGGUCGAGUACGACGAUGGCCUUAUCGACCGUUUGAUCCCGGUAGCCGGCAAAGAACAAAUGCGAGACUUCGCCACCGUGUUUCCCCACCAGUCUCAGCAGUCACUGUCCGACGGACACCUCUGGUUCUCCGUGUUCCUUCGACCGCCUCGCUCGCGCUUCACUCGGAUGCAGAGAGUCUCGUGCUGCUUCGCCCUGCUGUUCUUGUCAAUGAUGGUGAACGCCAUGUGGUACGAACGCGUGCCUUCGAAGCCGUCUGCCGGCUCGAUCAAGUUUGGCCCGCUCUCGCUGUCUCCAGAGCAAAUCGCAGUUGGUAUCAUGUCAAACAUCAUAGUGUUUGUCCCCUCCCUGCUGAUCGUCUUCUUGUUCCGCAAGUCUCGUCCGAGGAAGCUCCGUAUGUCGAGGAUAGACAAGGCCAUGUCAGAAGCAAAAACUGAAGGUGGUGCAAAAAGCGGUCGCAGUGGAAACGAUACCGACGAAAAACCUGAAGAGUCUUCAAGUCGCAAGGGAUCACUUGCUAGCUCCAGUCAUGGUGAUACGUCAGCCAAAAACAAAAAGGUGAAAAAGCGAAGAUUCACUCUGCCAUGGUGGGGUGUGAUCAUCGGAUGGAUUUUAUGCAUCGUUUGUCUGUUUGGUUCCGCUUUCAUUGUCUACGCGUACGGUAUUACCUUUGGAAACGAGAAGGCGACUAAAUGGGUAACAUCACUGUUCAUUUCCCUCUUCUCUUCAAUUCUUCUGAUACAGCCACUGAAAGUCUUCUUGUCAGCUCUCGUCAUCUCCGCCAUUUUUAAGAACGUCGACCUUGACUCCGACGACGCCAACGAGGAUGAGCAGGACCCUCAGUUGGCACCUGAUGAAGAAUGGUUCGCGGCUGCCUCGGGAAAAACACGCACCACUGGAGGUGGAAGCAGUCCCUACGACAAAGAAACCCUCGAAAAAAUGCGCAAACAGCGGCUGAAAGAAAUUGAAAUGGGUGUAAUUGUCCGAGAGAUCAUUAGCUACUCAUUCUUCCUUUGGAUACUUUUUGUCCUCAGCUACGACAACAGGGAUCCCAACUCUUUUUACCUGCAAAAGAACCUGGAAAAUGCCUUUAUCAAAAUCGGAGACUACACCAACUUUCACAGGUGGUUAGACUUUUCGAGAGUAUCUAAUACUAGUGCAUUCUGGUACUGGUCGCAGAAUGUCAUACUCCAAGAGCUGCGCGCACAGACUUGGUAUAACGGCAUAACCCCUGCAUACGGGCUACGAGGCUUCCUUGACGACCGAGUGAAUAGGAUUGUUGGCAGGGCAACGAUGCGACAAGUGCGCUCCCGCCCGGACACCUGCACAAUUCACAGUGGGAUGCGAAGCUUGAUUGGGGGCUGCCAGGGCUACACCAGCAUUGUGAGCGAAGAGACCAGCAGUUUCUGUGCCAACUGGACGCGACGGGGCAGCAGGGCGGAUUGCAACCGCGUGGAAUACCGCUAUUCGACCGGUAGCCAGCUCCAGGGUCUGCCUAUUGUCGCCAAACAGGACGUGUAUGGUGGAGGAGGCUACGUUUUCCAUUUCGCUGGAAGAACACCUGAUGUGCUGGAGAGAAUGGCACAGCUAGAACGAGAAAAUUGGAUAGACUCACUUACAAGAGCAGUGUUUGUGGAGUUUUCCGUUUACAACGCUCAAGCAAAUCUCUUCGGUGUCGCAACGAUCUACGUUGAGAUGACUCCUGGGGGUGGGAUGCAUCCUUGGUGGCGAUUUGACGGCAUUAGACUUUUGAAACAGGCCGGUUCACAAGCAUUCGUGAUUGUUUGCGAAAUUCUGUACUUUUUGUUUAUCUUUUACUUCAUCGUCCGAGAGGUUCGUCUGAUCCGCAAGAAAAGGAAAGAAUAUUUCAAACAAUACUCGGCGUACGCUGAGUGGGCCAUCAUACUUCUUUCUUUUACUGGCUUGAUUGUAUACAUCAUGCGCUUCAUUGAAACAGACAAAAUUUUGACCAUCUUCAAGGACACGAAUGGAGGCGGGUAUGUCCGACUGAAUUAUGCUCAGCUGCUUGACGAUCUCUACGGAUAUAUCAUCGGCAUCAUCGUGUUCAUCGCCACACUCAAGUUCAUCAAGCUUCUGCGCUUCAACAGGCGUAUUGGCAUGCUGUCAGCUACUCUCAAGCAGACCUGGAACGAUCUCACUGGCUUCUUUGCCAUCUUCACCAUCGCGAUCGGGUCGUUCGGUCUCCUGUUCAACCUUUUGUUGGUGGCUUACAUGGAUGACUUCAAAGACUUCCUUUCGGCGGUCGAGUCGUGUUUCGCCAUGAUGCUGAACAAGUUUGAAUUCAUGGAGAUGUACCGCAGCAGUUUCCUGGCAGCCAUGAUGUUCUUCUUGUUCGCCAUCUACAUGAACAUCAUAUUCGUCAACGUGCUGCUUACAAUCAUCCUGAAAGGCUUCGAACAGGUGAAGAAUGACGUCACAAAGCAGCCGAACGACUACGAGGUGGUCGACUUUGUCAUGCGUCGCUUUAAGAAGUUCCUUGGCAUUAACUCUGUGACUCCGCUGAAAGACAUCGUGACUGAGCAUCAGCGGGAGGAGCAGGAGAGCAAGGACGUUCGCCAGCUGCCCGACAAGGUCAGCACGUUCAUCGACCAGAUCAACCACACCUACUUCGACGGCAAGCUGGACCUCAACGACAAGAAGAUGCUGAAGAAGACGCUGCGACAGGCAAAGCACGAGCAGCGAGGCCGACCCAAGUCCAUGGAGGGCUUUCAGCGAGAUGACGACCACAUGACUGAAGAUCAGAAACAUUUGGAUGAGCUUUAGUUCGCUGCUAUGUAAAGACUGAAAUGCUUUUGCAUUAUCAGUUAGGUUAUUUUGAAGGCAGUUCUUUAGCAAUCGGAGGGAUAUGUGUUUACGAAGGAUGCUUGCACUUCUUGUGGCCUUGGUAUAGUUUAUUGGAAUUAUUUCCCUAUAGGAUGCAUUUAAAGCUGUAUUAUUUUAGGUAAACAUUUAAAGCAAAUGUGAAAUCUUACCUGCAAAAUAAGUUCAACCAAGUGAUCGCACCCUGCUGACCUGGCUAGGAAUAUGACCAGAUACUGAUGACGCCUUGUAUGUAAUACCAGUAUAACGCCUUUUGGGGCGACUAACGGAGCGAGCGAGAGGGUGAGCCUUGCACGUGCGAAAUUUCGAGGGGGUACCUCCAGCU